AUGGAGGAUUUGGAAUUAUUGAAAUAUUUUGACUGGGAUGAUGACGAUGAAUUCAUCUCUACCUUCUUCAAUGUUAUGCAACACAUUCACGAUGAAGAAAAUUUAGAUGUUGCUCGUACAAGGGCGGUCGUGAAUCAUGAUCGCCAAGCCGCACACGACUUAUUGGUAUGUGAUUACUUUGCUGAUAAUUAUGAUUACAAUGAUGACUCGUUUGAACGUUGUUUCCGUCUUAAUAAGGCUAUAUUUUUACAUAUUAGUAAUGCUUUAGAAGCCUGUUAUGAUUUUUUAAAACAAAACCCCGAUGUUAGAGGAAGAAUGGGUUUUAGUAGAAUACAAAAGUGUGCAGAUGCGCUUGGAUAUUUGGGAUACGGUAUGACAUUUGAUGCAUCCGACGAAUACUUGAAAAUAUCUGAGAGGAACGCAGUUGAUUGUGUAGAUUGGUUUUGUGCAUGUGUGUAUGAAGUUUUUCACCAACAAUAUUUGCGUAAACCUACUCCCCGAGAUAUUGAGAGAUUAUAUUCGGCUCAUGAAGAGAGGCAUGGAUUUCCAGGGUCUAACAACGACAUUAACGUUCUUGGCCAGUCUCUACUUUUCAACGAUCUUUGGACCGGCAAAGCACCUGAUAUGACGUUCACGGUGAACGAACAUUUGUACAAAUACAGUUACUACCUUUGUGAUGGGAUAUACCCAAAUUAUUCUACACUUAUGAAGGCAUAUUUGGUUCCUUGA
Messenger RNA from Lactuca sativa (garden lettuce), 729 nucleotides. RefSeq lists its product as uncharacterized. The record is from RefSeq and is a predicted model, not a curated record. Lineage: Eukaryota; Viridiplantae; Streptophyta; Magnoliopsida; Asterales; Asteraceae.